AUGGUUCCUCUGAAAAUCAUAGUCACGGGUAAAUCAUCCAUCGCCCACCCCCCAGAACGUGGCACCGUCAGGUUCUCAGUAAAGGGAAAUGGCCCCGAACAAGAAAAUGUCGCCAAAGAAGUGGCAAGAUCAUCGACCAACCUACAAAACUGGAUCAAAUCAACAUUUUACUCUGCCACCGGUGAUCUCGACCCGAUAACGAAAUUUUCAUCCACAAGUAUCAGAACCUGGACAAAAUCAACAGAUAGACAUGAUCAGCCUGUGCCAAACCCAUACCAUGCCAGUAUAUCCUUCAAAGUCGAGUUCCGCGAUUUCGCCAAGCUGAACUACGCGAUCGAGGAAUUGCUGGUCUAUCCUAAGGUGGAAAUCGACGGUCUGGAUUGGACUCUCACUGACGAAACCGGGAGACGUUUGGCUUCGGAUGCGCGCAAAUUGGCUCUGCGCGAUGCUAUCCAACAAGCUGAUGAUUAUUCGGAAGUGAUUGGACGCGCUGUUGACGUGGCGGAAAUCGCCGACCAAGGAAUGAGUCCUUACAGAGUUCAGAGACACAUGGUCGCUGCCAGUUAUGGUAAUCAUACUGAGGACCCUGUGCCGCUGGAUCUCACGCCUCAGGAUAUUGACGUCGAAAGUAAUGUCAAUGUUACUUUUCAAGCUGAGUGA
Messenger RNA from Penicillium griseofulvum, 660 nucleotides. Its product is annotated as SIMPL domain-containing protein. Gene Ontology annotation, biological process: DNA damage response. Bases 1 to 660 code for a protein of 219 amino acids. The record is from RefSeq and is a predicted model, not a curated record. Gene Ontology annotation, cellular component: external side of plasma membrane. The transcript has a single exon. NCBI's taxonomy places the organism in Eukaryota, Fungi, Ascomycota, Eurotiomycetes, Eurotiales, Aspergillaceae.